GCCAGUUUUUAGUCAGACGGCGCCUCGUGCGGUACUAAAAGCGCUCAACCCAGAACGUUCUCGGUAUAGCGAUAUCAGCAGGAAUAUGCUGCGCCAGCUUUGCCCAUUGCUGCUGCUAGUCGCAUUGGCUCUCGGUCCUGCCAGGUGUCAUGCCAUGGCGCCGCAAAUCUCGGCCACGAGAUCGGAGAUCGAGGGCUCAGAGUUGCGGGCAAAGCGCGGCAUCGUCACUAUUGACUUGGGGAUGAUCCUGAAAAAUCUGCUGCUAAAGAGUGCCCAGUUCUCCAGUGCAAAGGCCAGUCUGACCCACCCAGGGAAACGUCCCACGACAACAAAAGCCACAACAACAACAACAACGACGACUGCACCGCCAGUCCAACCACGAACUCCUCCGCCUCCACGCCAAAAACCGAUCUGGCAGCCGCACGGCUACUAUUCCUUCGGUUACCUGCCGUUUGACUACGAAACCGACUAUGGAGAUCCUGUGGCAAAGGCACAGGCACAGGCACCACAGUCAGGCUCACCCCGACGCCCCCUGCACCCCUCGUAUUUACAAAGGAAAUCUGCUGGUCCGGCUGCACCAGCUAGAUACGAAUAUGAUUAUGACUAUGAUGCACCGCCUCCACCAAAACCAACACCAAUACCGCCGCCCCCACCAUCACUCCCUCAACGUCCACAUCCACGUCCACGUCCCCGUCCCCGUCCGCAGCCCCGACAACCUCUGCCUGAACCACAGCAGAUACGCCGCCCAUCGGCCCAGCUGGGCGAUCGUCUAGUCUAUCAGUACGCACAACCUACUGAUACCUACUAUAGGCCAAGCGGGCUCGGCGACGGAGUUGCUGCGCAGGGGGGAACGGUGGAAACGGAAUACGCACCGGAUGCUGAAGAUGUAGACGGCGCAGACGCGGCAGCAACUGCGGACAACUAUAAUGGUGCAUAUGUGAAUGGAAACCCUGGUGCUGACCCACCGUGGUUUUUGGUCAACUAUGCGAACGAGAACGAUGUGGCUGACUUCUCCAGAGGAUCGUCCUCUGGCCAAAAGGACCAAGCAACGCCGCCCCGAGGCGGUAUUCCUGUCCAGUCCUCGGGGUACGUGUAAGAUCCGAUUUCCUAAUGAAGCCUUAGAAUUAUUCGUCGGAAAAUGUACAGCAAAAAUAGCAUUAGAUAUAUAUGCGUAUGUGUGUGUGUGUGU
Molecule: messenger RNA, 1189 nt
Organism: Drosophila obscura
Lineage: Eukaryota; Metazoa; Arthropoda; Insecta; Diptera; Drosophilidae
Product: vegetative cell wall protein gp1
Exons: 2
Coding region: 86-1096 (336 amino acids)
Source: RefSeq, a predicted model, not a curated record